AUGGCGUCCAACAUGGACCGGGAGAUGAUCCUGGCGGAUUUUCAGGGGACUUCAGAGAUCAUCUGUUUCCAGCUUCUCAGUUUUCCUUUUGUGGAAGCAUGUACUGGCAUUGAAAACAUUGAUGAAGCUAUUACAUUGCUUGAGCAAAAUAAUUGGGACUUAGUGGCAGCUAUCAAUGGUGUAAUACCCCAGGAAAAUGGCAUUCUACAAAGUGACUAUGGAGGUGAGACUAUACCAGGACCUGCAUUUGAUCCAAGUCACCCAGCUUCAGCUCCUGCUCCUUUUUCCUCUUCAGCAUUUAGACCUGUAAUGCCAUCUAGGCAAAUUGUAGAAAGGCAACCUCGGAUGCUGGACUUCAGGGUUGAGUACAGAGACAGAAAUGUUGAUGUGGUACUUGAAGACAGCUGUACUAUUGGAGAGAUUAAACAGAUUCUAGAAAAUGAACUUCAGAUUCCUGUGUCUAAAAUGCUGUUGAAAGGCUCGAAGACCGGAGAUGUGGAAGACAGUACAGCCUUAAAAUCACUACGUUUGCCAAAAAACAACAGUCUUUAUGUCCUUACACCAGACUUGCCACCACCUUCAUCAUCUACUCAUGCUGGUGCCCUGCAGGAGUCAUUAAAUCAAAACUUCAUGCUGAUCAUCACCCACCGAGAAGUCCAGCGGGAGUACAACCUGAACUUCUCAGGAAGCAGUACUAUUCAAGAGGUAAAGAGAAAUGUGUAUGACCUUACGAGUAUCCCCGUUCGCCAUCAAUUAUGGGAGGGCUGGCCAACUUCUGCCACAGAUGACUUGAUGUGUCUUGCUGAGUCAGGGCUAUCUUAUCCCUGCCAUCGACUUACAGUGGGCAGAAGAUCUUCACCUGUGCAGACCCGGGAGCAGUCCGAAGAGCAAAGCACCGAUGUUCAUAUGGUUAGUGAUAGCGAUGGAGAUGAUUUUGAAGAUGCUUCCGAAUUUGGAGUGGAUGAUGGAGUAUUCGGCAUGGCAUCUUCUGCCCUGAGAAAAUCUCCAAUGAUGCCAGAAAAUGCAGAAAAUGAAGGAGAUGCCUUAUUACAAUUUACAGCAGAGUUUUCUUCAAGAUAUGGUGACUGCCAUCCUGUAUUUUUUAUUGGCUCAUUAGAAGCUGCUUUUCAAGAGGCCUUCUAUGUGAAAGCCAGAGAUAGAAAGCUUCUUGCUAUCUACCUCCACCAUGAUGAAAGUGUAUUAACCAACAUGUUCUGCUCACAAAUGCUUUGUGCUGAAUCUAUUGUCUCUUAUCUGAGUCAAAAUUUUAUAACCUGGGCUUGGGAUCUGACAAAGGACACCAACAGAGCAAGAUUUCUGACAAUGUGCAAUAGACACUUUGGCAGUGUUGUUGCACAAACCAUCCGGACUCAAAAAACAGAUCAGUUUCCACUUUUUCUGAUUAUUAUGGGAAAGCGAUGAUCUAACGAAGUGUUAAAUGUGAUACAAGGUAACACAACAGUGGAUGAGUUAAUGAUGAGACUUGUGGCUGCAAUGGAGAUCUUCACCCCCCAACAACAAGAAGAUAUAAAGGAUGAGGAUGAACGUGAAGCCAGAGAAAAUGUGAAGAGAGAGCAAGAUGAGGCCUAUCGCCUUUCACUUGAGGCUGACAGAGCAAAGAGAGAAGCUCAUGAACGAGAGAUGGCAGAGCAGUUUUGUUUGGAGCAGAUUCGCAAAGAACAAGAAGAGGAACGUGAGGCCAUCUGGCUCUCCUUAGAGCAGGCCCUGCCUCCAGAGCCAAAGGAAGAAAAUGCUGAACCCGUGAGCAAACUGCGGAUCCGGACCCCCAGUGGCGAGUUCCUUGAGCGGCGGUUCCUGGCCAGCAAUAAGCUCCAGAAUGUUGAUUUUGUUGCUUCCAAAGGAUUUCCAUGGGACGAGUUCAAGUUACUCAGUACCUUUCCUAGGAAAGGAACUAGAGACGUAACCCAGCUGGACCCAAAUAAAUCUUUAUUGGAGGUAAAGUUGUUCCCUCAAGAAACCCUUUUCCUUGAAGCAAAAAGUAAAUAUGGCCCAGCAGUGGAACCAGCCAUUCCUUGA
Messenger RNA from Nyctereutes procyonoides (raccoon dog), 2037 nucleotides. Its product is annotated as FAS-associated factor 1-like. The record is from RefSeq and is a predicted model, not a curated record. Gene Ontology annotation, cellular component: nucleus; endoplasmic reticulum. NCBI's taxonomy places the organism in Eukaryota, Metazoa, Chordata, Mammalia, Carnivora, Canidae. Gene Ontology annotation, molecular function: ubiquitin binding; NF-kappaB binding.